This is a messenger RNA of Clarias gariepinus (North African catfish), 1021 nucleotides long. RefSeq names its product hyaluronan-mediated motility receptor. The coding region runs from base 4 to 939 and encodes 311 amino acids. The record is from RefSeq and is a predicted model, not a curated record. The transcript is spliced from 7 exons. Lineage: Eukaryota; Metazoa; Chordata; Actinopteri; Siluriformes; Clariidae.
GUGAUGAGGAGGUUUUUCCGAGGGCUGAGAGAUGAAGAUUACAGUCAGAUUCAGUAUCUUACAGCCAAGUGCAGCCGUCUGGCACAGGAGAAAGCAGCGUUGGAGAGAGAGUGUGUGUUAUCCCGAGAGUCAGCACGGGUCCUGCAGGUAGAGUUGGAAACUGUGUGUUUGCAGCUCCGACAGAAAGAAAACACUGUCCAGGAGCUACUUGGCAAGCUCCAACACCAGCAGCAUGUUGUGAACACAAGUGACACAGCUCUAUUGAGUGUUCACUUGGAGUCAAUAAACUCAGAGCUGGAAUACCUCCAGUCCACUGAGAAGCAGCUACUAGGUUUUGUGGAAGAGCUUCACCAGGAGACGUAUGAGGCAACCAAAAAGGCAGAGGGCCUGGAAGCAAAGCUCCACCAGGAGGCUCAGCUCCAUGCCAAGCAUACAGAAAAUCUGCAAAGAGAGUUGGAGAGAAAGUCAUAUGAGCUGCAGGAGCUGCAGAAGGCCCAUGAGGCAUUGGAGUGGGAGCUAAGUGAGCAGAAAAGUGCCCAUCAGAAUACAGUGCUGGAAUUGCAGCUCGAAAACACAGCUAGUGUACACAAACUUAGAGAGAUGGCUGAGCAGGUGGAGUGGUUGUGUGAGCAACAACGCAACUGGAUAUGCUGCAUCAAAAGGUUUAAGGACUGCCUGAAUGAUGAGAAGGAGGCCCUGGUUCUGCAGGUGAACAGGUUACAGGAAGAAUUGUUGGAUCUGAGAAAGAAACCAAAAACUCAAAUGAUCGGUGGAGAAGAUACAAAACCCAAAAUGCCUUGCAGCAGAUGGGAUGUUGAUGCCAUGUUGGACCUGCAGAUAGAGGCAGACAAGUGGAAAGUUAGAUACCAGGAACUCUUUAGCAAAUUCACAUCACACCAGGUGGAUUGUCAUGAGGACUUAUACCUUAAACCACCAUGAAGUCAUGAGUUUAUGCACUAUUUUUAAGUGUCUACUACUAUUUAGGGAGAAGCCCAAACUAGUGACUUGUAAUAAAACAAUU